UGUGUGUGUGUGUGUGUGUGUGUCCGUCCUAACAAAGGCUCCAUCCAGCCAUACUGCAGAGGGCUGCUUGUUCCCAGAGACCCUCAGAGCUCCAGGACGCCCAGUCUCUCUGCUGCCGGCAGUCCAGACACAGCAGCCCCGACGCGGACCCUCACCCUGCUGGCCCCCCUCCUCCUGGAGCUCCAGCACACCUGUUUGGAUUAUACUAAUGGAUGGGAAAAACAAAGAGUUUUAAAUUGGGAAAGUUUUGAUGGCUCAGAGUUUGAAGAGAGAAGUCUGAGAAGAAAAGAGAAGACCUUCAUAUUGUCUGGACUACAAAUUCAUAAAAACUCUAGUAAAAAAUCUGCCACUUUGAGGUAAAUCUACCAAAAUUGUCCAGGAAUUGUUGACUUUAAUGAACAAAUUAUCGCCUGCAUUUUCCAGGAUUUUGGAACAAGAUCGGACACUUUGCUGAUCUCAAACUGAUCAUUUUGUUCCUGAAUAUUUGGGACUUUUUGGAAACAUUGCCGGAAUUGUACUGGAGCAUUGCACCGAGUGCUGUUGUCACAUCUUUUAAAGCACGGAAACAACCAAUAGUGAACGUAUCUGGUUUGAAUUUAAGAGGAAUCUUUCACAUUUAGAAUCUGCGUCAUGGCUCUGUCUAUCAGUCUGUGGCUGUGUCUGUACCUGCCACUGCUCUUCACGGAUGCAAAGAGUGUUGGGCAACAUGACAGUCAGCACGAUACUGUUGAUAAACCUCAUGUCAAAUUGGAAACCCUUUGGACCACCAAGCAGCUCAAAGCUCGGGAAGACACCUACACCCAAAGCCUCCCCCUCCCGGAGAUGUUGGAUCUAGACGUAGAACAGCACCGCCGCCUGGCCCGUGGUGCUGAUGAGGAGGAGCAGCAGUCCACCUUCAGCCAGUCCUUCGAGAACGACUCAGUGACGCCACCGCAGGUCACUGAAUUCCACAAUGUGACAAGAGUGCCAACAGAGGGCGGCGGUAAUGAUGAUAACGAUGAUGAUGAUGUAAAUCUCCAUGGAAACACCUCCAGUCCAAACCACGAGACACCAGGACUCUUCAACCCGUUCUACCCGCUGGUGGAGAGCUCGUACGCGGCCUAUGCUGUCCUGUUCCUGGCUGGCCUGGUGCUGGCGGUGGGUGUGGUGGGAAACAUGGCGGUGAUGUGCAUUGUCUGGAACAACUACUACAUGAGGUCCGCCUGGAACUACCUGCUAGCCAGCAUGGCAUUCUGGGACUUCUUGGUCCUGGUACUCUGCCUCCCUGUGGUGGUCCUAAAUCAGCUCUCCCAUAGGCGGAUUCUGGGUGACAUCACCUGCCGUAUGGUGCCUUAUAUGGAGAUAGUGUCUCUGGGCAUCACCUCCUUCACCCUGUGCGCUCUGGGUAUCGAUCGUUUCCACGCCGCCACCUCCUCAUCCCAGCCGAAGGCCCGGCGGGUGGAGCGCUGCCGCUCGGUGCUGCUGAAGCUGCUGCUGGUGUGGCUCGCCGCUCUGCUGCUGUCCAGCCCCGAGAUCUUCCUGUGGCAGCUCAGCCAGGCUGUGUCCCCCUCCACCGGCCGGCUGGUGGACUCCUGCACCAUCACCCCCUCCUCUCCCCUGUCCCUCUACCUACCUGACUCCCUCCACUCCCUGCUGCUCAGGUAUCACCAGGGGCGUAUGUGGUGGUGUUUCGGCUGCUACUUCUGCCUCCCUGUCCUCUUCACCAUCCUCUGCCAGCUCGCCACCCGCAACGUCAACAGUGAUUACAGCUCCGCCCAAAAGCAGCGUAACCAGGACGACCGCUCCUCCAAUCAGAAGCGUCAGCAGCACCAGGCGGUGGAGCGACAGCUAAACUGCACGCUGUUAGCAUUAGCUGUGGUCUAUGGCAUAUGCGCACUGCCUGAACAUGUCUGCAACAUCACGCUGGCCUACACACACAUUACCGUCUCAGAAGACACAGCCGCCAUGCUGGCUCUGCUACAUCACUUCCUGUUGUUCUUCAAGUCAUCUGUGACACCGGUGCUGCUGCUCUGCCUCUGUAAGGCUCUCGGUCAGGCCUUCAUGGACUGCUGCUGCUGCUGCUGUCAGGAGUGUCAGCCAAACACGACUCAAGGCUCGCCAGGCUCCGCCCAGGUCAAACUGAAGGCAGCCAAUGAGACAUCCAUCUUGUUCGACAAGGCUAAAGACACGUCGGCUAUCUUGUCCAUCUCCAGCUAGAGCCAUGGGUCCCUCUUUAACUAUCAAUUCAUCAUUUUCUCCUCCAUAAAUCCUGUCCAUUCAUUUCUUCUUUUUUUACUUCCUUCAUUUUUUCUUAAGUGGUCAGUUUCCCUUCUCCUCCUUCUACAUAUUCUUUCCAUCCAUACUUUUCUCUCUUUUCCAGAACACUCAAUCAUUAUCUCUCUCUCUGUCCUUUCCUCCUCCUCCAGAGUUCUGUUUGUAUGAUAUUCCUCUAUGGACACUGUUACCCCUCCAGUUUCCUUUGUGCAGGAAAUGAGGUUUAAUCUGUAGUGAGAUUAGAAAAGUUGCUGUACUUGCACAACCGGCUGUUGUAAAAGCAGGAGCCUGUUUCAGGGCACUCCCAGCGGACUCUUCCCUACAGCUUCCUGCCGUAACGUUCGUCAAGUAUGAUGGAAAAAUCACAGGUUCAGAAUAGACAGAAGACUCUGGAUGUCCUGUUUUGGUUUCACUUAAGACGGAUGUGAAGCUGAAGUUUAAAUGUGUUUUAUGGAAAAGCAGCAGCCUAUACUAUAUACAAGGUUAGCUUGUUGCUGUGAUCUGAUGCUGCUUGAGCCAGGAGUGGACUUGAUGUAGGGUUGGGUGUUAGUUUGAAUCAAAUCAAUCAAUCAAAUCAAAUAAUCAAACUGAUGUUAAAAGUAUUGAACCGAGUUCCACUGGAAUUUAUUACAUCACGAAAAUAUUUUCAAACGUGUAAAACAAAGAUGUUCAGCUCAUUGUUCAGUUUUUAUUACAAUUUGUUGGAAGUUAUUAAAUUGGAUAAUAUUUUUUAAAAUGUUGACACAAUAUGUUCACAGCAACAGCUUUGGCAUGAAUGUUAAAGUUACACUGUUGCCAAAGCUAUAUUACAUAUAAUCUGCUGACUUUCAGCAGAAUUGUACCAACAAAAAUAUUGCAUUAAUGCCCAGCCCUAAACGAACAUUUCUUGGAGAUUAAGUUGCUGAUGAGGCAGAAAGAAAUCCAUCGGCUGAGUUAAACCUCAGUGGGAUUAUUAAACUCAAGAGGCUUAAAAGACUGUGCAGUUGUUGCGUACUUGUGGCUUUGACUUGUUUUAGACUCACUAUUGUUGGGGUCAAAGGACAUGAUGUCGGUCUUGUCCGUGUUAGUAAGAUUUCCAUGAACUUCAUGGUCCCCUGAGGAUGAUUCAUCAUUUUUUGGUGACCCCCUGACCUGUAAUCUCACAGCCACUCCAAGGUCUGGUGAAAGAUCAAUGAAAUUUAAAACUGAUAUUUUUCCAUUUUGGUUAUGAACUUUUUGUUACUUCACGUGCAGGUGGAGUCAGACUGGAUUUCAUCAUCCCUGGCUAGUGAGCUACAAACAGCAGAGACAGUUUGUCUAGUGCCAUCCUCAGGACAAACAUUUCUAGAUCCUCCACUGGUGACACUAAGAUUAUAGAAAUCAUCAGUAUGUUGUUUGUUGUGUUGAACACUUUAAUAUUGUGGCUGUUAUGAACCAUGCAGCCUCUAGGGGACAAGUGGAACUUUAGAUUGAAGGUGGAAGAUUGGUAAGACCUUGUAAGGCUAAGUUGAAUUAUGUGCUAAUGAGUCGACUCCAUCUUUUCUGCCUCCAAAGCAGCUUCGGCUUCAAGAAAUUUUCCCACGUGGAAGAAUUUGAUCACACUGUGAUCCCAGAAAUGAAUGUAAGUACCUGUAUGAAGAUAAAUCAAGGCAUUUUUGAAAGGUUUGAAGUAAUUGUUAUGAGUUCUCUUUCUGUUAAGGAUAUGGUGCUUAAUUAAGCUACUAAUCCAGUCAGGAUGUUUCUAAAGAUGAAGAAAGUGAAGUAAACAGGGCAGGGAGGAGAUGUAGAGUAUUUGAACAAGACUCGAACCCUCUCAGUAUUGAGGUGGCCUCUUUGUACAGGAAAUUAAACUGUGUAGGAAGUUGUUAAUUAAUGUCUUUAGCACAGUGCUUUCACUGUCCAACUCAAACAACUAGAACAAAUGAAGAAACAGUUGAUAUGAAUGUAGCUCAUUUUAAUGCUAGAUGUUUGACUAAUUACAUCUUUGUAUGAAGGGAAGUGAGAUAGUCAUUCUUUUAUGUCACGAGAACAUCUAUGCCUUUAUAAUAUUCAGUUUCACAGUGUUAAAGUCAUGGUAUUAUAAUGUGUGUCAGAGCCGACUGUGCCUUAGCAUCAUCUCAGCCCUCAGCCCCAGACGGUCAGUCUUGAACACAGAAGACUGAACACCAGCCAGUAGCAACUAGUCAGACUAACUUUACUUUCACACUAUGAGCAGAUCCUUCAGACUGCUGCUGUAAGAGAGAAAACUGCUUGUACAGUAUGUCAGGAUCUGUAGCUACACAUUUUCAACAAAACUCAGAGGUGUUAAUUACAUGGAUGAACGUAUCUUUAAUACCGAAUUGUCAAGCUGAACCGACAGAGCGUCACUGUUCAAAAUCAAACUAUAUAUAUAUAUCUGAUCUGUUCCUAUUUAAAAUUCAGCCUUCUGCAUCCCUGCAAGUUUUCUUUGCUAACAGAGAAAAAAAAGUGGAAAAUCACAGCACUAAACCAUCACAUUUUGGAUUCGACACCGUACAGGGGUAAGACUGUUUACUUACUUUAUAAUAGUAACCGUAAAUUCUACAUUGAGUGGAGAAUUAUGCUGCGUGAGUUAACCAUGUUCAAAUUAAUUCAACCAAAUUACGCUGGUUUUAAUUUGUCAAACUUGAUUUUUUGAAAACGCAACAGUGAACCAGGUGGAGCUGGAAGGUAGAGUUUGGAAAUCUAACCAACACUACACAAAAAUUAGCAAAAGAAAAAUGACAGGGGAAUGUUGUGUAUUUCUUAUUAAAGUCACAUAUCAGUAAAAAUAAACAAACUUUUUAUUAUUCCCCUUUUGGCUUCUUUUCAUUACCCAUAUUAUAGUUAAUCCUAAUGAAAAAUGGAAAUAAGAUAAAGUUAUCUUCUAUAUUUGGUUCUGUUGAGAAAACUGAAGUUUGCUGUCUCCCAAUUCAAGGGCCACAUCCUUUGGGAGACACGGCCUACACAGACGUGGCCCUUCGUGACCGUCGUAGACCACUGAGACUGAACUGAAAUGAGAUGGUUUUACCUACAGAGGAUUUUCGCUUUACAUCCCCAGCUGCGUUUGCCCUUACCAUUGCGUCGCAAAGAGUGGCUCCUGUUGCCUAGCAACCUUGACAACACGCACCUUUUUCUUUUUUACUUGGUUUUAACAGUUGUACCGUUUUUGCUGUUGAGCUGAAGAGCUGAAACCCGAUACUUACAUUUAAAAUUGUAAUCCUCAGGCUCUCUGUGUUUUUGUUGUUGUGCUGGCAUAUUAUUUUCAUCACCAGUGCGCAAUAAAUCUUAGGAUAGGUUGGGCCACAAAGGAUCAACACUUUUGAGCCUUCGAUGCCCAGGAAAAGAUGAUGCAUUUCUCAGCUGCUUUUAAAAGAGCCUUUGAAAUGGGACAGCCUAAUCAUCAGCUGUGACGUAAUUGGUUUUCAAAUGCAGCCUCUGAAGGAUGUGGCCCCUGAACUGGGACACAGCUGUUGUUCAUAAAGUGAGACAAGUCAGUGACAGUAGAUUUUACCAAACCUCAUAUAAUAAUGCACAUGUGGACCGUACAGACUGUUCAUUCAACUGGUUUACAUUGAUAGGGCAAUGCUGCUGUGAGACUGAUCAUGUUUUCAUACAGAUAGUGAAUAUGUUUGUGUCCCGUUUUGCAGCCGAACCUUCACAUGCACUUUGGUCUUUUGAUUCUUUACUUUGUCGUAUCAAUAAUUGGACAAAAGAAAUAAGUCAUACUAACAGCUCAGGCCUCACUGGUGUUGUGUUGGAGUUUACUGUAAAUGUGAACAAAGUUGACACAAACAGCCGCUACUCUCAUAACGUUUUAAUAAAGGGACAGUCCACACAAAACAAACUGAUGAAGUCUGUUGAGUGUUGUGUCUCUCCAGGUUAUUUUUAUUUUGUGAGCAAGGCAUGUAUCAACCAAUCGGAUGUAGUUGGUAAUUUAUAAAUAAAUGUGUCAUUCAAAAUACA
Messenger RNA from Seriola aureovittata, 6195 nucleotides. Its product is annotated as G-protein coupled receptor 37-like 1. Gene Ontology annotation, biological process: positive regulation of MAPK cascade; adenylate cyclase-inhibiting G protein-coupled receptor signaling pathway. The record is from RefSeq and is a predicted model, not a curated record. Lineage: Eukaryota; Metazoa; Chordata; Actinopteri; Carangiformes; Carangidae. Bases 631 to 2196 code for a protein of 521 amino acids. Gene Ontology annotation, molecular function: G protein-coupled peptide receptor activity. The transcript is spliced from 4 exons. Gene Ontology annotation, cellular component: plasma membrane; signaling receptor complex.